Meyerozyma guilliermondii ATCC 6260 is the source of this 2376-nucleotide messenger RNA. It is a transcript of the gene SWI4, whose product is annotated as SBF complex DNA-binding subunit. The transcript has a single exon. Lineage: Eukaryota; Fungi; Ascomycota; Pichiomycetes; Serinales; Debaryomycetaceae. Gene Ontology annotation, cellular component: SBF transcription complex; MBF transcription complex. The coding region runs from base 1 to 2376 and encodes 791 amino acids. Gene Ontology annotation, molecular function: protein binding; transcription regulator activity; DNA binding. The record is from RefSeq and is a predicted model, not a curated record.
AUGCGACGGGUUAAAGACAAUUGGGUCAACGCUACGCAAAUUUUGAAGUGUUGUAAUUUUCCCAAAGCGAAGAGAACGAAAAUUUUGGAAAAGGGGGUCCAACAAGGAUUACACGAGAAAAUCCAAGGUGGAUACGGAAGGUUCCAGGGGACUUGGAUUCCAUUGGAAGAUGCCCAACAGUUGGCAGCGAACUAUGGUCUUUCUCCAGAAAUGGCCCCCGUGUUGUAUCUUGACCUCGAUAUGAAUACGGUUCUUCCCAAAAAGGCACGCCAACUUAACAAAGAUGGCACCCCCGUAAAGCGCAAGUACGUAAAACGAAGCAAGCCUGGUGACACACCGUCAAAGAAACCUCGAAACGACAUGGAUUCAUCAAUGAACCAGGAGGCUUAUCGUAUGCAACUAAUGGCGGCCGCUCAACCCAGACCGGGCCCUACGCCUGCACCAAUUCCGCAAACUGGUAUGCCCUAUCAAAAUUACCAAAAUGACUUCAUUGGUGGUAUGGUACCACCAGCAGUCUCCCAAUCGUCAAUUCAAAGUGAGUACCAAAACUAUCAACUCCAAUUUCAACGAAUGCAACAACAACAACAAUCUCACCCACAGCCAGCGCUUCCACAGCAGGCUUCCUUUUACCCACCCCAGCAGCCUAUGUUAAACUAUCAACACACCAAAGCUUCACUGUCGCAGUCUACAAACGAAACAAACUGGUCCUACGAUGAGCACAAGGACUCAGACACGUCGGAAUCAUCCAAUGACGGCACCAAAGGCAAGAACACUGAAUCUUACGCUUCCCAGAUACUAAGAUUUUUCACCGAAGAAAAUGCACCCGUUCCAUUUUUCAUCCAUAACCCACCAUACGAUUUCAACAUCAAUGAAGCAAUAGACGACGAGGGACAUACUGCCCUUCACUGGGCAGCUUCCAUUGGAAAUUACCAUAUGACCCACCUUCUCAUUUCCAAAGGUGCUAACCCAUUGGAAGUGAACAACUUUGGACUCAAUCCAUUGUCAAAGUUGAUCCUGUUUAAUAACUGCUUUGAGAUGAAGAACUUUCCAAAGAUGUUAGAUGAAUUGGAACUAUGUCUAAUCAACACCGACAGCAAUGGCAGGACGCCGAUUCAUUAUUUAUGUCAAUUCUCUUCCAUGGAGUCAAAGUAUGAGAGCUUUCGCUAUUACUUGAGUGUGAUGGUGGCCAAAUUGACGAGCAUACUGCGUGCCGAUGCCAACUCAGUUAACUUGUUGAAAAACGUUCUUGACCAUCAGGAUGUGAAUAGAGAUACUUGCUUGCAUUUGGCCGCAAGAGCAGGCUCGGCAAAGCUUGUGAGAAAGCUCCUUAGCCAUGGGGCAAGAGAUGAUUUACCAAACGUUCAAAACGAGACCGCCAAGCAAUUGAUAAUGAAGCUCAACAUCAUGGGCGACAAUUCGAAUCAACUGCUCUUGGUAACUCCAAUGCAACCUCUGUACAAUGCGAUACAUACACCCGAUACGCAGCGCACAACCUUACAAGAAGAGGGAGAUGACGACAAGAUCAAGCUCGACGACAACAAGGAGAAUAUCUUUAUGGAUGAAACCAUGAAGUCGUCUUUUGAAGCUAUGUCAACACCCACGCCAGAUAAGAAUGGACUUCACCCCACAAAUAGACCAUUAACGAUAAUAUCUGAGCGAACAGUCGAAAGCACACCGAUCAAGGGAGAAGACCACAAAGUAUCACUAGGAGCUGCCAUAACCCAGACCUAUUCACCGCACCCUCCGAAGUUAGACAAAGAUGGGAAAGUUGUCGAAGAUCAUGGCAGCAGAAAGUUGUCUAUGCAAGAUCUUUCUUCCAUGGUGAAUGGGAUGCUCAAUGCACUUUCAGAUUCGUAUAACCUGCAAUUGGCGAAGCUCAAACAGCAGCAACUUACGCUUGAAUCCACUAUUGCUGAGAAGAGGGAGAUAAAUGAAAAGUCGGAGCAAUGGUUGAACACAUUAUUCCAGACCUAUUUCGAUCACGUGGAAUCCAAUGAACAAGGCAAACAACUUACUGACGAAAAGAUCAAGGAGUACGAGGACACUAUCGGUAUAAAAGUACAGUCAUUGCAACGAACGUUGGAAAAGAAGGACGCAUACCGAUUGGCCAAUAUGGUGGAAGUUCAUGAAAGUCAGAUAAAUGAUGAAACGUCACCAGAUGACAGUAAGAAGUUUGAGCUUGCUACAAAGCUAACAAAGCUUCAGUACAAAAGGUCACGACUCCUAACCGACACUGUAGCAGCAAUUAAGAAUUACGGGAUUGAUUCAAAGCUCUACAAGUAUAAGAAAUUGAUCAGUUUGAGCAGCAAUUUGAAGGUGGAAGAUAUCGAUGGGCUUAUUGAUGGCAUAGAAGAAUCCUUGAUGGAGGCUUCCUAA